Molecule: messenger RNA, 4419 nt
Organism: Chlamydomonas reinhardtii
Lineage: Eukaryota; Viridiplantae; Chlorophyta; Chlorophyceae; Chlamydomonadales; Chlamydomonadaceae
Exons: 23
Coding region: 349-3147 (932 amino acids)
Biological process (GO): intracellular monoatomic cation homeostasis
Cellular component (GO): mitochondrial inner membrane
Molecular function (GO): ribosome binding; calcium ion binding
Source: RefSeq, a predicted model, not a curated record
CAUAGCGCUUGGUUGGAAUGAACGGCUUCUCCCGGGUAAACUCGGCGUGGACCCGUGUGGACCCGGGGAAACUGCCGGCACGCGUGUCAUCCGACAGCAUCGAGUCCCGGCACAUCCCCGAUGCUCCGCCUCAAAUGCGUUCGCUCGAUGAUAACAACCAGGUUGCAUACAUCACUUGCACGGUGGACCUGGCCCAGCCCGCCUGAGUUGUCGGUCAACUUGCAGCUCAACUCACGCAAAAACGUGUUUCGCCCGACGCAGCCAGUUCUCGCUUGUCGCAUGGCCAAUUAGCAGUGAUCUUUUAGUCCUGGGAUCCAUCGCCUUUUCGGCCAAGCAGCGGCUCUCGAGAUGGCCGGGCGCAGCCUCGCGCCCGUGCGGGUGCUGCUUGCAGCAAGGCAGCAUGCUACAUUCGGAGCUUUUGAGAUGCUUGAGAUGAAGCUCGUGCAGCCGACCGGGCUGUAUGAGCUGCUGCUCAUCGGCCAAAGCGACACGAACCAGCCUGCAACGGGCUAUUCGAACGUCGAGCUGCUUCCUCCGCUGGUGCGGGCUUCCAUUGCGGCACAGACACGAGGCUUUCACUCGUCGCGGGCGCUGGCGUCGCGCGCGUUCCAGCCCACCUCGCCAUGCCUCUUCCCGGCGAGCACCAAGUCGAAGGAUGCGGCUGCGGCCCCGCCCAAGGCCCCGGCGCCGGCACCCAAGGCUGAGGACUGCGACGAUGCAAUCCGCGAGUACGACGACCUGUCGCACCGCCUCAACCAGCUGGAGCGGCCCUCCACCAUGAAGAGCGCGGGGGAGCAGGUCAAGUCGGUGGUGGUGUCUGUAGGCAAUGGGCUGGCGGCGGUGGGCCGCUUCACCCUGUCCGUGCCGGGCCGCCUGCAGGCCUGGGCCAGCCUGAGCCGCGAGGAGCGGGCGGCGCGGCGGGCGGCCCUGUGGAAGAACAUCAAGCACGAGGCGCACCACUACUGGGUGGGCGGCAAGCUCCUCGCCUACGAGGUGCGCAUCGCCAGCGGCUAUGCGCUCAAGGCGGCGCGCGGCGAGACGCUGACGCGUCGCGAGCGGCGACAGCUCACCCGCACCACCGCCGACCUGUUCCGCCUGGUGCCGCUCAUCAUCAUUCUGGUGGUCCCCUUUCUGGAGUUCGCGCUGCCGGUGCUGCUGCGCCUGUUCCCCAACAUGCUGCCCUCCACCUUUGAGGACAAGCUGAAGAAGGAGGAGGAGAUGAAGCGGCGCCUGGCCAUCCGCCUGGAGCUGGCCAAGUUCCUGCAGGACACGGUGAGUGAGAUGGCCAAGGACCUGCACCGCACCGGCCGUGGCAGCGACCAGGCAGUCACGGCCACGGAGCUGUACGACUUCAUACAGAAGAUCCGCGCCGGUGCGGCGGUGGAGAACGCCGAGAUCAUCCGCUUCGCGCAGCUGUUCAACGACGCGCUGACGUUGGACAACCUGGAGCGGGUGCAGCUGGUGUCCAUGGCCCAGUUCGUGGGCAUAUCGCCCUUCGGCACCGACGCCUACCUGCGCAACCGGCUGAGGCAGCACCUGCAGCAGCACCUGCAGCAGAUAAAGCACGACGACUUUGAGAUUGAGGCGGAGGGGCUGGAGAACCUGACGGAGGACGAGCUGCGCCAGGCGUGCCGCGCGCGCGGCAUGAGGGCGCCGUUCGGGGAGGGCGCCGUGGCCUUCAUGCGCAGGCAGAUGCACGACUGGCUGGACCUGUCGCUGCACCGCGGCCUGCCCUCAUCGCUGCUGCUGCUCAGCCGCGCCUUCACCAUCACCGCCAGCGUCAAGGACGUUGCCGCCAAGAAGGAUCUGGCCUACGAGAAGCUCAAGGAGACGCUGUCGGUCAUCCCUGAGGAGGUCGUGGAGCGGGUGGAGUUCGAGACGCUGGGCGGCGGCGCCGGGGCGGGCGGCCAGGACGGGGCCAAGGCCAUGGAGAAGAAGCUGGAGUAUCUGAAGCGCGAGGAGGAGAUCAUCAAGGAGGAGGAGGAGGAGGCGCUGGCCUACGAGAAGCUCAAGGAGACGCUGUCGGUCAUCCCUGAGGAGGUCGUGGAGCGGGUGGAGUUCGAGACGCUGGGCGGCGGCGCCGGGGCGGGCGGCCAGGACGGGGCCAAGGCCAUGGAGAAGAAGCUGGAGUAUCUGAAGCGCGAGGAGGAGAUCAUCAAGGAGGAGGCCGCAGCGGCCAAGGCGGCCGCAGCCAAGGCGGCGGCGGAGGCGGCGGCCGCCGCCGCCGCCGCCCCUGCGCCGCCCGCCAUGUCGGCGGCGGCGGCCGUCGACGCGACGGCGGCGGCCGCCGCGGCGGCUGCGGGCGCGCGCGCCGCCGCGGCGGCGGCGCCGGGCUCGGAGGCGGCGGCUGCGGCCGCCGCCAAGGCGGCGGCGGCGGCUGCUACUGCGGCGGCGCUACAGCCGGAGGUGGAGGCGGCGCUGACUGUGGAGGCGCUGUCGGACGAGGAGAAGGCGGCCAAGGAGGCCGCGGCGCGCGAGGCGCGUGUGUCCGCCACGCUGGAGGCGCUGCUCAGUCUGGCGUCGUCAUCAGCGGUGGCGCGGGAGCGGCAGGUGUUCAUGGACCUGGUGCGCAAGGAGGUGCAGCGUCUCAACGUCUCGCUGGUGGAGAAGAGCGGCGGCGGCGCGGCCAUGGCGUUCAGCAACACCGGCCUCACCACCUCCGCCGCCGGAGCCGCCGCCGCCGCGGAUGCCGCUGGCGGCGCGGCGGACGCUGUGGGGGCGCGUGUGGCCAAGAUGCUCAAGAACAUCGAGCAGGAGCUUGACAAGGUGGAGUCCAAGAUCGGAGACCGGCUGCAGCUGUUGGACACAGACCGCGACGGUGUGGUGUCGCGGCAGGAGUUGCAGGCCGCUGUCAGCUUCUUGCGCACACAAAUGAGCCCUGCUGACCUGGAGCUGCUGUUUGAGAAGCUGGGCGUGGCGGCGUCGGAGCCCAGCAAGCCCAUCAAGAUCGACGAGCUGGCGGCGCUGGCGCACGAGGGCCGCGAGGCAUCCAAGGUGCUGGAGGAGCAGGGCCACCAGCCCAACGCGCCCGUGGCUGCAUCACCGCCUUCGCCCUCUUCGAAGGCGGCGACAGCGGCGGCGGCAGCCAAGAAGGAGGCGGAGGCGGACCCGGUGACGAAGGAAUCGGUCAAGAUCCACACCAUGUAGAUUUAGAUUGGGUGGUGGUUGGUGGUUGCAAUGCGCACACAUAUACACGGGCGUGUGGAUGUGUGGAUGUGCGUAGUGGGCGGGCGUCGCUGUCGUUGACGGGACAAUGCCGGGGGCGGCGUGCGUGCGCGUGAGAGGCGUUGCCGUUGUGGUUUCGCAACACCAAAUAAGACGGGAGGGGAGGAGAGGGGGUGGUUUGGGCUGGGUGGCGUGGCGUGGGUGUGUUUGUGGCGUGUGGCAGCUUGCUGCCCAAUGCACCGCAAUCAUGCGCCACGUGUUGGGUCAUCGGGACAUCGGGAACAUGAGGCGCUGGGGCCCCGGGCCCUUUCUUUGCUGGGCGGGGGGCCCUGGUGGUGGUAGGUGGUUCUGGCCUUGUUUUCGGCUGGGCCGUUUGCUGGGCAGACCCCACCCCACCCCCCUACCUUCCUCUGCCGGGCGGGGCUCCCUGGGGUAGGGUGUUGGCCUUUUGUUUAUUGUAGGAUUGGGAUCACGCGGGCUUUGCGGUAAGGCACCUGUGCGCAGCCGGGGUAGUUAACAGUCCAGCGUUGUCGGUUGCGACCCGCUGGGAACCUGCGGGAUUGCGCGGGAGUUGCGAACGUGGCGCGUGGCGUGUUUUAGUUUUGAGAGGAUUCCUAAAGCGUGGCAGAAAGUGCCGAUAACAGGACUCCUAAAGAGCGGCACAAAGAGCUGAGAACAGGCAUCCUAAAGUGCGGCAGGAACCUGUGUUUGCAGGCCCUUUGCUGUAUGAGUUUUGGCGGGAAAAGGGAUUGAUAGUUUCGAUGUGUCACAGAAGGAUGAUUGAUGUGUCAGAGAAGGAUGAUGCCGCCGUCUCGGAUGAAGUCAAUUGAACGGCGUGCGGGUUGCAGCACUGCGCCGGCGGUCGGGGAGGAGGGUGCCGACGCCUGUGCCCAGUAUCCGGGCGACGCAGACGCAAACGCAAAAGGACGGACGGAUGGGCUCUGGCGGCUCGGCGUGCGAUGGGACAAGGAAGGCAGGUUGGCGGGGACUCGGUGUCAGGUGUCUACGCCCGGGUCUCGUCGAGCGUGUGGCGCAGUAGUGGGCGUUAGUUCGUGUCAGGGGAGGGUUUGUGUACUUGGGCCUCUUGGGACUCGGAGGUUAGUUUGCAGGUCGACGUGCUCGACGCCGGUUGCGUGUGUGGGGGAAGCUGUGCAGCUGUCAGCUGUUGCCAACGACCGAACUCAGGAGGGGCUCCCGUGCUCGCUCAGACCAGCUCAGACUAACAACCAACAAGAACCCGCAACACUUCCCAUU